This is a messenger RNA of Colletotrichum fioriniae, 435 nucleotides long. NCBI's taxonomy places the organism in Eukaryota, Fungi, Ascomycota, Sordariomycetes, Glomerellales, Glomerellaceae. The record is from RefSeq and is a predicted model, not a curated record.
AUGAGCCCAAGGGAGUUCAAGCUCGGUAGUGAAUCCCGACUAUUCCAAGCCCAAAUCCUCGACGAUGGCUUCAAGCAUUCUCUCAUCGUCUACCGCGACCUUGUCACCCAAGGUCUUCGUCUCCAAGCUUCAGUGUGGGAUGGCGAACUCAAGAAUUGUCCAGUGUGGACCGCCUUCGUCACCCACCAAUCCGCCUCUCCAACCUGGCUCGUACGCAAAUCAGAUCACCGCAUCUGGCUUAAAGACGUCCAGCUUUACGUCUUUUGCCAACAGUACCAUCAGCAGAACCAGAGAAAAGGCACCUCGGCCGGCGUCUUUGAGAUCGACUUUGUCUCCGAGAUGGGCGCGUCACGGUUCAUUGAGGAGUUGCAGCCGCAGACGGAUCCCUCUGAGGCAUCUACAGACACCAUGGAAGCCAUCGAGGACUCGAAAUAA